UUGCAACAAAGUUGCCACGUGCAAUGUGGUGUUGUCUAAUAUCUCAAUAUGCACAAACGUGAAGUACAAAGAUUAGUUUUGCAGGGUUGCAUAUGAACUUGAAUAUGCACCUGAAGUAAUGUUGCACUUCACUGUUUAAAAAUCUGGUACGUUCAGCUUCAUUACAUGAACUGGUGCAUUGAGAAACCGACCAAAUCGAUGUGAGCAAGGUUUCGCACCGUUUCAUCAACAGUCUUAACAAGUACUUGCUGGCUGCCGAUGCCGGUUCAGAACGCCUGUAUGUACUCUUCUUCUUCUUCUUUAAAGGGAAAAUUACUACCAUUUACAUCCAUCCAAUUAAGAGCGUUUCUCCCUUGGUCAAUUUAGAAAACCUAUUUACCCUCAGGGAUCUGUAAAUUCGUCAAACCAGCUUAGCCUCCUUCAUCUCACCUGUUAAAACAUUAUGGCAGAGAAGGAUGUAUCUACUGUCAAACCUCAUCAAACUCUCAAUGACUGGCUUCCCAUCACCAAGUCUCGGAGUGCAAAAUGGUGGUACUCUGCUUUCCACAAUAUCACUGCCAUGGUUGGAGCUGGGGUCUUGGGCCUUCCAUACGCCAUGUCUCAGCUUGGAUGGGGUCCUGGUGCAGCUGUAUUGGUGUUAUCAUGGAUCAUUACCUUGUAUACUCUAUGGCAAAUGGUGGAGAUGCAUGAAAUGGUGCCUGGAAAGAGAUUUGACAGGUACCAUGAGCUAGGGCAGCAUGCUUUCGGAGAAAAACUUGGUCUUUGGGUGAUUGUACCACAGCAACUGAUGGUAGAAGUAGGAGUAAACAUAGUGUAUAUGAUCACAGGAGGAAAAUCAUUGAAGAAGUUCCAUGAUACUGUUUGUCAUGAUUGCAAAGAUAUUAAAACAACCUACUUUAUUAUGAUAUUUGCCUCCGUUCACUUCGUUCUCUCACAUCUUUCAAGUUUUAACUCCAUCACUGGAGUCUCUAUUGCAGCAGCUGUUAUGUCGUUGAGUUACUCAACGAUUGGUUGGGUGGCUUCCUUGGACAAAGGGGUUCAGCCAGACGUGCAGUAUACUCCCAGGGCUUCAACUUUUACAGGAGAAAUAUUCGGCUUCUUCAGUGCAUUGGGGGAUAUAGCCUUUGCCUUCGCAGGGCACAAUGUGGUGUUGGAGAUUCAGGCAACAAUCCCCUCCACGCCUGAAAAGCCUUCGAAGAAACCCAUGUGGAAAGGUGUGGUCAUUGCAUAUAUUGUUGUUGCUCUCUGUUACUUCCCAGUGGCCUUCAUUGGUUACUGGGUUUUUGGAAACAAAGUUGAGGACAAUGUCCUCAUCUCUCUAGAGAAGCCUCGUUGGCUUGUUGCUGUUGCUAAUAUGUUCGUAGUUGUUCAUGUCAUUGGAAGUUAUCAGGUUUACGCCAUGCCAGUUUUUGACAUGAUAGAAGCAUUUUUAGUCCUGAAGAUGAAAUUUAAUCCAAGCUUGAUUCUUCGGUUUAUAGCUCGAACUCUAUACGUCGCAUUGACAAUGUUCCUGGCAAUGUCUUUCCCAUUCUUUGGUGGGCUUCUGAGUUUCUUUGGAGGAUUUGCUUUUGCUCCUACAACAUACUAUCUUCCUUGCGUCAUUUGGCUUGUGAUAUGCAAACCCAAGAAAUUUAGCUUGUCUUGGUGGACGAAUUGGGUUUGCAUUAUAAUUGGUGUGGUGUUGAUGGUUUUAGCACCUAUUGGUGCUCUAAGGCAGAUUAUACUUGAAGCCAAAGACUUCAAAUUUUACUCUUGAGCUUUCAUUUCUUCUCCAAUGAUGUUGCCUUGUCUAAUUUGCUUUCAACAUUUCAUUUCUCUUUUUGGAAUAUUUAUGGGACCUCUCUAUUAUUUUAAUAUUUUCCUUUAUGUGGAUAUAUAUGCUUUUAUAUAUUACCAUUGUCUUUUUAACCAUACAUUUGAAAAAAAAAAAAAUGAAAGCUCCCAAAAACCUUGCAAUGAGUUUUUCUAUUGGAGGCGAAGAUGUGAAAAUUACAUUUAUAUAUAGCAAUCGCUUUAAAUUUCUUUUAGAAAAGAAAAUAUUUUUUUAUCUAUAAAUUAUAUCAAAAUUUAUGCAUAUAUUACUCUAUUUUUAUAAUUCAUGAAUUUAAUUUUUAUAUUUUAAUUCUUUUAAAGUAAAGGUCCAUCCGUUUAAUUUUUUUUAAUUGUAUAAGAAAUUACUAAAAUAUUCUUGAAGAUAUACUAGUUUUCAUCUCUUUGUAUUUUAGUCUAUCAAACCAAAAAAAAAAAAUACAAUUUUUUAAUAUGAAUAAAUGGAUUUUUUUUUUAUUUUAACAGAUUUAAAUGUAUAAAAAUAUUCAAUUAAGAGAUAUACAUGCUAAUUUUGAUUUUAUUUAGUGAGGCAAAAAAUCGCUUUUAGCUGAUAGCAACAAGCGAUUCUUGGAUGAUACGAUGUCGUUUAGUUUGACAAGAGUUCUAUACCAGCAUUCCAAUGAAAGGCAUUUAUCCCACCAGAUGCGGGUCUCUUUCCUUCGUCCAUCUUACCCCUAACCACCGUUGCCACCGUCUCCCCUGUCGCAUUUGCCAGCCUUUCUACUCCCAAAUUAUAUCAUCCACCUCCACCAGCACCGUAACACCUCCAAAAUGCUUCAGCUCCAACGGAUUCCAGUAGAAAUUUCGGCCCAGAGACGACGCAGAAAAGGAGGAAUGGCCGCGUAGGAACUGGACUAAGGGCGGAUGGGCGCGCUGGGAUGAAAUCCUCACUUCCGAAGCCGACACCACCAGCAAAUCCCUCAGCACGAAAAGGUUCAUCUCUAGUGUCCGGAAGCAAUCGAAGCUUUCAAAUUGCUCUCCAAAUUACCGGUUUAUAAAGAUCAAAGAAAUGAGAUUGACCGAAGACGAGUGGUACAAGUAGCAGUUCGAGAUGCCGUAAAAGCUCCAGAAGCUUUGGGCGGGGCCGUUGGUUGUGAUAUAGGAGAAGCAAAUUCUUGGAGAACUUGAUUUGGGAGCAACCUUAGCUCAGCGAGAGCUGCCAAGCCUUUGGUUUUUCGCCAUUGGAAGAACCUGGAGGGUAUAAACGAGAUCUAUUUUGUAGAAAUCAAUGUGAUCCUGAUAAUCCUUUAUACAGUCAUGGGGAAAAUCCAAGAGCUAGGAAACGAGUAAGCAAGAGAGGAAUGGAUUCACAUCAAACCCAUUGUGGACAAAGGAUUCGGUUUAGUAGGAGUGGUCUUGCAAAGAUGCCAUCAAACAGCGGAUGCAAAGAGAAUCUCUUGCAAGGGACUGAUUUUGAAGCAAAAAGAGAAGAAAUGAAGAUUCGGACACACAUCACAGAAAUGAGGACAAGGAGAAGGCAGCUUUGAUUGCACUCUUUUCAGUGGCUUAACGAUAUUUCAAAUAAACCGCUUGUAAAGUGGUACCAGAUCUCCUUGACUAUGAAACGAGUCUUGUUUGAGAACUAAUUCAACUUUGACCCGACUUGGGCGAAAUUUAAAUCCCUAUCAACUUAUAAAAUUAUUUUAAUAUUUUGUCGCGA
Manihot esculenta (cassava) is the source of this 3490-nucleotide messenger RNA. RefSeq names its product lysine histidine transporter 1. The record is from RefSeq and is a predicted model, not a curated record. Gene Ontology annotation, cellular component: plasma membrane. NCBI's taxonomy places the organism in Eukaryota, Viridiplantae, Streptophyta, Magnoliopsida, Malpighiales, Euphorbiaceae. The coding region runs from base 443 to 1756 and encodes 437 amino acids. The transcript is spliced from 10 exons.